AUUCCGAGCGCCCGGGAGAGUGGCCACUCCCGCCCCGGAGGGGGAAGGGUGGUCUGUUUCCAAGUCCGGCUUGGUCAGGUGACAGCGGCGCGGCAAACUCAGCAGCAAUAAAACGGAAGAGCAGCGCUCGUGAGGCCGCGCCAGCCUGCAAAGAAGACAGCCGGCCCGCGCGGGGACAUGCGGCCCCGGGAGCUCCCCGGGCUCGCGCUCCCGCUGCUGCUGCUGCCGCCGCUGCUGCCGCCUUGCCCUGCCCGCAGCGCUGCGCGCUUCGACCCCACCUGGGAGUCCCUGGACUCCCGCCAGCUGCCCGCGUGGUUCGACCAGGCCAAGUUCGGCAUCUUCAUCCACUGGGGCGUGUUUUCCGUGCCCAGCUUCGGUAGCGAGUGGUUCUGGUGGUAUUGGCAAAAGGAAAAGAUACCAAAGUAUGUGGAAUUCAUGAAAGAUAAUUACCCUCCUAAUUUCAAAUAUGAAGAUUUUGGACCACUAUUUACAGCAAAUUUUUUUAAUGCCAACAAGUGGGCAGAUAUUUUUCAGGCCUCUGGUGCCAAAUACAUUGUGUUAACUUCAAAACAUCAUGAAGGCUUUACCUUGUGGGGUUCAGAGUAUUCGUGGAACUGGAAUGCCAUAGAUGAGGGGCCCAAGAGGGACAUUGUCAAGGAACUUGCGGUAGCCAUUAGGAACAGAACUGACCUGCGUUUUGGACUGUACUAUUCCCUUUUUGAAUGGUUUCAUCCGCUCUUCCUUGAGGAUGAAUCCAGUUCAUUCCAUACGCGGCAAUUUCCAGUUUCUAAGACAUUGCCAGAGCUCUAUGAGUUAGUGAACACCUAUCAGCCUGAGAUACUGUGGUCGGAUGGUGACGGAGGAGCACCGGAUCAAUACUGGAACAGCACAGGCUUCUUGGCCUGGCUAUAUAAUGAAAGCCCAGUUCGCGGCACAGUAGUCACCAAUGAUCGUUGGGGAGCUGGUAGCAUCUGUAAGCAUGGUGGCUUCUAUACCUGCACUGAUCGCUAUAACCCAGGACAUCUUUUGCCACAUAAGUGGGAAAACUGCAUGACAAUAGACAAGCUGUCCUGGGGCUACAGAAGGGAUGCUAGAAUCUCUGACUAUCUUACAAUUGAAGAAUUGGUGAAGCAACUAGUAGAAACGGUUUCAUGUGGAGGAAAUCUUUUGAUGAAUAUUGGGCCCACACUAGAUGGCACCAUUUCUGUAGUUUUUGAGGAGCGACUGAGGCAAAUGGGGUCCUGGCUAAGAGUCAACGGAGAAGCUAUUUAUGAAACACAUACCUGGCGAUCCCAGAAUGACACUGUCACCCCAGAUGUAUGGUACACAUCCAAGCCUAAAGAAAAAUUGGUCUACGCCAUUUUUCUUAAAUGGCCCACAUCAGGACAGCUGUUCCUUGGCCAGCCCAAAGCUAUUCUAGGGGCAACACAGGUCAAACUACUGGGCCAUGGACAGCCGCUUAACUGGAUUUCUUUGGAGCAAAAUGGCAUUAUGGUUGAACUGCCACAGCUGACCUUUCCUCAGAUGCCUUGUAAAUGGGGGUGGGCUCUAGCACUAACUAAUGUGAUCUAAAGUGCAGCAGAGUGGCUGAAGCUGCAGUUAUGUCUAAGACUAGGAACUAUCAUGUGUCUAUAAUUGUAGGACAUUAAUAAAGCAAAUGUACAAUUGUAUAAGAAAAGUAAUUAUUUUGGCAAUUCAGCCUUUUUCUUUUUUCCCUGCUAAAUUAAUGUAACCAUUUUAACUUUCCAGUGCACAUGACUGUAUAGUUAUGAGUCACUUAACGAUGGGGAUAUUUUCAGGGAAACACAAUGCUAGUCAAUUCUUUGUUGUUGUGCCAACAUCAUAGAGUAUAUUUACACAAACCUAGAUGGCAUAGCCUACUACACACAUAAUCUAUAUGCUAUAUAGACUAUUGCUUUAGGCUACAGACAUAUACAGCAUGUUACUGAAUACUGUAGGUAAUUGUAACACAAUGGUAUUUGUGUAUCUAACAUAUGGAAACAUAGAGAAGGUACAGUGAAAAUAUUGUGAAAAAUGGUGCACCUGUAUAGGGCACUUAGCAUGAAUGGAGCUUACAGAAUGGAAGUUGCUCUGGGUGAGUGAGUGAGUGAGUGGUGAGUGAACGUGAAGGCCUAGGACAUUAUUAAACACUACCAUAGACUAUAAAUACUGUUACACUACAUUUAUAAAACAUGUUUUUCCUCAAUAAUAAAUUUAUGUAAGCUUACUGUAACUUUAUAAACUUUUAAGUUUUUAAAACCUUUUUGGCUCUUUUGUAAUAACACUUGGCUUAUAACAUAAUCUCAUUGUGCA
Messenger RNA from Saimiri boliviensis boliviensis (Bolivian squirrel monkey), 2313 nucleotides. It is a transcript of the gene FUCA2, whose product is annotated as alpha-L-fucosidase 2. The record is from RefSeq and is a predicted model, not a curated record. Gene Ontology annotation, biological process: glycoside catabolic process; fucose metabolic process. NCBI's taxonomy places the organism in Eukaryota, Metazoa, Chordata, Mammalia, Primates, Cebidae. Gene Ontology annotation, molecular function: alpha-L-fucosidase activity. Gene Ontology annotation, cellular component: lysosome.